GCGAGAAGAGAGCGGAGCCUUGACUGGUGGUAGUGCCGGUAAACGGUUCCAGUCGGUGGCGAGGAGGCGUCUCACGGGCGCCAUGCCAAGCCCGUUCUCGGUCGGAAGCUUCCCCGUGAGCAUCCCCGCGGUGAUCAUGGAGACAGACUGGACUGAACCAUGGCUACUGGGGCUCGCCCUGUUCCACGUUCUCUGCCUGUUCCUCACAUGCUUCUCAUCACAAAGGUAUAAACUACAAAUUGGACACUUUCUGUGCCUAGUGGUGUUGGUCUAUUGUGCUGAAUAUAUUAAUGAAGUGGCUGCAAUGAACUGGAGAUUAUUUUCAAAAUACCAGUACUUUGACUCCCGAGGGAUGUUCAUCUCCAUCGUGUUCUCAGCACCAUUGCUGUUCAAUGCAAUGGUCAUUGUGAUUAUGUGGGUACGCAAGACAUUGAAUAUAAUGACUGACCUGAAGAACUUGCAAGAAAGUAGAAAAGAGAAGAAAAAGAGAAGAAAGGAGUAAUGGCAGAGCUGUUGCUUUGGAUCUUGUAUUAAUUUUUCCCUCUGCCUUGGUUAUUUCCAUUGUGAAGGUGGGUGUGGCCCAAGUACCCUUUAUUAGCUGACUUAUGGUUUGGAAAAUGGUAUUUGGAUUUGAUAUUCACAAUGGUUGGAGCAUUCCUUAAGGCUUUCUCCUAAAACCAGCAUCAGUCUGUCACCAGAAUGUUUACUGAACUUGAAUCCAUCUUUAGCAUGCUUGGUUCUUUCUGGUUCUGCCAUGGGAAGAAGUGAAAAGUCCUGCACAGUCCAGCACCAUGUGCUGAUACAUCUCACUAUGUAACAAUUCAGCUGUAAAGACUCACUCAAUUUUGAGUAUAGGAACUGAAAUAAACAAUACCAUCCUCCUGUGGUACCGUCACCUGGUCAUCUUAAUGUUUCCAGCUUGCAGUGGCUCUUGGGGUGGUUUUGCCCCUUGGAACUUCUAAUACAGUUUGGUGGAACUUGCCUGUCGCCAGAGGUGGAUAUAGUGCUUCUUUCUAGUGAGUAAUGCCCGUGAAGUUGCCAAAAUCUUCAGGGCACAGAAGAACCCCCACCAGGCAGCAUUGUCCCGCACAUAAUGUCAGCUCUACCCAGGUUGAGCAGCCUAUGAGAAAGGUCUGAAAAGAAUUCAGUAUGUCUCAGUUACCAUGAGGCAAGGCCUCUAAGGAACAGAGUUGGGUCUCAGCCAUUGGAAAGUUUUUUGUUUUAAAAUACUGAGACAGAAUAAAAGCUGUAAAGUUGAGACUGCAUGGAAGACAUGUUGAAUGAACUGUUUAGUUUUGUUUUUGUUUUUUUGGUGUUUUUUGCCAGAUGUAAAAGUACAUAUACAGGCAUACAUAGUGAACAAUUUAGCUGUCUCCACACAGUCUAUGACAAGCACAAAUAGUUUCUGUUCUUCCUGAGGUUACAUCUUGUGCAGUUACAGUCUGUUGAACAAGGAGUAGGACAUACUGUCAUUGUACUUAUGCUCUGUUGGACAUACUCAGCCCUGGAACAUGGAGCAGUGGUCAGGGAUGACAGGUGACCAGAGACCCAGACAUAAAAAUAGUAUUCAGUAAGGGCGAUGCUGGGACUCUUAGCCUUAGUUUAAAGAAAUAGUGUGUGAAUUGUGUCAUGGAUUUUAGUAGGUUUUUUUUCUUGCUAUAAAGUUCUUUAAAAAAUCUAAAUGAAAGUAUUUAAAAAUCUAAAAGUAGACAGAUUGAUAAAGUCCAAAAGAAUGUUCUGAAAUCCAGAUAUGUAAAUUUUUAAAUUGUUAAGAGUGUCAAGCUCCUGGUAGAGAGUCUGCUGAUCAGGAUCUCAGGGAAGCCUCUGCAACUUCUGAUCUGAAUUAGGUUUCCUGUCCUUCCCCAACUGGUUACUCAUUCACAUCGAACACCAAAAUAAAUAAAUAAAAAUAAUAAUAGUACGAGUGACCAUAUGAAGUUACAGACAUUGUGUCUGAGGAUUUAUCGUUGUAUCUGCAUUUCUGAAAGUUGCUAGUUUAAUGUGCUAAAUCAUUAUGGCUCUAAGAGAAAGAGUUUACAAGUCCCCAGUUUGCUUCACAGAAAACGAAAAGAAUGAAUGACUGUGACUGAACAAAGCUAUAAUAAGAUAAUGGUGAGUAGGUAUGGAGCUUGCUAACAAGUCUGUUCCCCUCAGGUCUUUGUAUCCAAAACUGGUUAAGCAGAGUGGCUCAGAAUGGUUCAGGCAUCUGAGUUCUGGCAUCAUCCACCUCAGCUUUGUGGGCAUUGAGUGUGGCUAGGAAGAGAGCAAUCCAGGCAUUAGGGAAUUUGCAUUUGUCACAAUUAAGACAUUAUACUGUCAGGCUUCGGACCAUUGGACUGAAUUUAGUUUUCCUCUGAUAAAAUUGUCCAAUAGUAUUUGUUUUGUACUGAGUUGGUGUUUAUAACUGAGACUGUAUAUAACCAUGACCUUGGCUUUGGUGCUUUCUGUACCUACCUAUGCUUAGUUUUUCAGGCAGUUGUAUGUUACAAAACAAAUGUUUUAUCUUUUCAGUGAAGCUCAUGUUUGGUGGCUGCCUGGAACUUUCUUAAUAUCUUGUCCUGGGAAAACUGCAAGCCAGAAUUACUAACAAACAGUUGGGUAAUUCAUAAAACAUGCCUCAGGUUUGCAGAUGUGAGUAUGUUGUGGUCACUCUGCAGGGAAAGGUUCAUGGGUGAUGUGAUAAACUUAAGGAAACAAAUGCUCUUAUGGUACACUUAUGAACAAAGGGAAGGAAAGGCAUGUAAAAAUCUCUUACACAUUCCUGCCCUUAAAUUUGUUGAUUGUUAUACAAUAAAACAUGUUUCAUAAUAAA
Molecule: messenger RNA, 2812 nt
Organism: Jaculus jaculus (lesser Egyptian jerboa)
Lineage: Eukaryota; Metazoa; Chordata; Mammalia; Rodentia; Dipodidae
Gene: Tmem18
Product: transmembrane protein 18
Exons: 5
Coding region: 83-502 (139 amino acids)
Cellular component (GO): nuclear membrane
Source: RefSeq, a predicted model, not a curated record